AUGGUUAAGGGCAGGAAGAGCCAGAAGGCGGAUAAAGUUACGAAGGCCAAGAAGAGAGUUGCUGAUGAGGUCGACGAGUCAGAGUCAGAGCCUGAGUUGCAAGUCGAGGGACUAAUAGAUGCUGAGGCUGAGAGUGAGGAUGAUGAGUCCUUCGAAUCUGCUGAAGAAAAUGCUUCCGCUGAAGAGGACGAGGAGGAUGAGGAGGAUGAAGAGGACUCCGAUGCGGAAUUGAACAAGCUAUUGGCUGAGGAAGAAGGCGAUGAUUCUGAAAGUGAGUACAAUACAUCUGACUUCUCUGAGGACGACACUAAAUCAAUGACCGAUAAGCUAUCAGGCGUUAAGUUGACUACAAUUGCAGAGCCAAUUAUUAAAACUAAAUUUUCUGAUGGGACACCAAGAGUAAUAAAACCAGAAAUCAAUCCAGUUUACGAUAGCGAUGACAGUGACAUCGAAUCGAAGAACACUAUUGGUAAUAUCCCACUAUCAGUCUACGAUGAAAUGCCACAUAUUGGUUACGACGUCAAUGGUAAAAGAAUCAUGAGACCAGCCAGAGCCUCCGCUUUGGAUCAACUGUUAGACACCAUUGAGCUUCCUGAAGGAUGGACUGGUCUGUUGGACAAGGAAUCAGGUGCCAGUCUGAAUAUCAGUAAAGAAGAACUUGAAUUGAUCUCCAAAAUACAAAGAAAUGAGCAAACUGACGAAAGCACAAAUCCAUACGAACCAUUGAUUGAUUGGUUUACUAGACAUGAAGAAGUGAUGCCUCUAUCUGCUGCUCCAGAACCAAAGAGAAGAUUUGUUCCAUCCAAGAAUGAAGCUAAGAGAAUCAUGAAGAUUGUUAAGGCUAUCAGAGAAGGCCGUAUCAUCCCACCUAAGAAAAUGAAGGAAUUAAGAGAGAAGGAAAAGAGUGAAGACUUCAAUUACGAUCUAUGGGGUGACUCAACAGAAACAAAUGAUCACAUAAUGAACUUAAGAGCACCAAAGUUGCCUCCUCCAACAAAUGAAGAAAGUUACAACCCACCCGCUGAAUAUCUACCAACAGAAGAAGAAAUAAAGGAAUGGGAAAAUACUGAAUAUAGUGAAAGAGAGAGGAACUUUGUUCCUAAGAAGUAUGAUUCUUUAAGAAAGGUCCCAGGUUAUACAGAAUCUGUGAGAGAGAGAUUCGAGAGAUCUCUAGAUCUUUACUUAGCACCAAGAAUGCGUAAAAACAAGCUUAACAUUGAUCCUGAAUCAUUAAUUCCUGAGUUACCAUCUCCAAAGGACUUGAGACCAUUCCCAAUUCGCUGUUCCACCAUCUAUUCUGGUCAUGAAGGUAAAAUUCGUACAUUAUCCAUCGAUCCUACUGGUAUUUGGCUUGCGACUGGGUCAGAUGAUGGUUCAGUAAGAAUUUGGGAAAUUUUAACAGGCAGAGAGGUUUAUAGGGUUCAAUUAGUGAAUAAAGAAGAUAAUCCUGAAGAUAACAUACACAGUGUAGAGUGGAAUCCAGAUGGGUCUGUUGGUAUAUUAGCUGUUGCAGUCGGUAACAAUAUUUUCUUAAUCGUCCCACCAAUUUUUGGUUAUGACAUUGAGAAUGCCGGUAAAGUUAGAAUUGAGCAUGGUUUUGGUUACGAUACUUUCGGCUCAACAAAGAAAGCUAAUCUAGAGGUUAAUGGAUCUGAUUUAGAAUCCGAUGAUGAAGCAGCAAAUGCAAAUACAGCCGUAAAGAAACAAGUUGCGCAAUGGCAUAAACCUACCCAGAGACAAAUGGAACAAGAUAUCUGUAUUGUCAUUGUAUGUAAGAAGCCUGUCAAGAAGCUAUCAUGGCAUAGAAAGGGUGACUACUUCGUCACAGUUCAACCAGACUCUGGUAAUACAUCCGUAUUGAUCCAUCAACUAUCGAAGCAUUUAACACAAUCCCCUUUCAGAAAAUCAAAGGGUAUUAUAAUGGAUGCCAAGUUCCAUCCUUUCAAGCCGCAGCUAUUUGUUUGUUCACAAAGAUAUGUUAGAAUCUAUGACUUAUCACAACAAGUAUUGGUCAAGAAACUUUUGCCAGGCGCUCGUUGGUUAUCUAAUAUAGAUAUCCAUCCAAGAGGUGACAACUUGAUAGCAUCCUCAUAUGAUAAGAGAGUUCUAUGGCAUGAUCUGGACUUGGCUGCUACCCCAUAUAAGACUCUGAGAUACCACGAUAAAGCCGUUAGAAGUACGACUUUCCACAAAAAACUACCACUAUUCUGCUCUGCUGCAGAUGAUGGUUUCAUCCAUAUCUUCCAUGCUACAGUCUAUGAUGACAUGAUGAAAAACCCAAUGAUUGUGCCGUUAAAGAAACUAACAGGUCAUAAAGUGCAAGGCCAUCUGGGUGUUCUUGAUACUAUUUGGCAUCCUAAGGAAGCUUGGUUAUUCUCCGCUGGUGCUGAUAACACAGCCAGAAUGUGGACUACCUGA
Messenger RNA from Nakaseomyces glabratus, 2418 nucleotides. RefSeq names its product ribosome biogenesis protein ERB1 (gene ERB1). Gene Ontology annotation, molecular function: protein binding; ribonucleoprotein complex binding. Gene Ontology annotation, cellular component: PeBoW complex; preribosome, large subunit precursor. Gene Ontology annotation, biological process: ribosome biogenesis; maturation of LSU-rRNA from tricistronic rRNA transcript (SSU-rRNA, 5.8S rRNA, LSU-rRNA). The record is from RefSeq and is a predicted model, not a curated record. NCBI's taxonomy places the organism in Eukaryota, Fungi, Ascomycota, Saccharomycetes, Saccharomycetales, Saccharomycetaceae.